Messenger RNA from Sceloporus undulatus (fence lizard), 1792 nucleotides. RefSeq names its product Y-box binding protein 2 (gene YBX2). Gene Ontology annotation, cellular component: nucleus. The record is from RefSeq and is a predicted model, not a curated record. Gene Ontology annotation, molecular function: nucleic acid binding. Gene Ontology annotation, biological process: regulation of gene expression. Bases 206 to 1414 code for a protein of 402 amino acids. The transcript is spliced from 10 exons. NCBI's taxonomy places the organism in Eukaryota, Metazoa, Chordata, Lepidosauria, Squamata, Phrynosomatidae.
GUCGCUGAUUGGCCAGGAUUGGCGCGUGGGCGGGCGCGCUCGAGGGAGGGGGCGGGGCAGAGGGAGUGAGAGAGACAGAGGGAGGCGAGCGGCCGUUGCUGAUUGGGCGUUGGCGGCGCGAGGGAGUGUCCCGGGGUUCGACGGCACCAACGGACGGACGAAGGACGGGACGGGACGAGGCGGACGGACAGCGCCGGCGGAGGGGAUGCUGAGCGAAGCGGAGAGCGGCGGCGGGGGCGGAGGGGGAGCCGUGACCGGAGGCCCCGGGGAGAGCCCCGCGGGGGAGCCCGCGGCCGGGGUGGCCAAGCCCUCAGCGCCCGCCGCCGCCGCCGCCGGAGGGGCACCUAGCAGCAGCAGCAGCAGCAACGCCGCACUCGCCGCUCCUCGGAGCCAGGCUGCCAAGCGCGUUUUAGCCACUCAGGUGCAAGGCACAGUGAAAUGGUUCAACGUCCGCAAUGGCUAUGGAUUUAUAAACAGGAAUGAUACCAAGGAGGAUGUGUUUGUGCACCAGACGGCGAUCAAGAGAAACAAUCCCCGUAAAUUCCUCCGCAGCGUUGGAGAUGGGGAAACGGUGGAGUUCGAUGUGGUGGAAGGAGAGAAGGGUGCCGAGGCAGCCAACGUAACUGGCCCGGGCGGUGUUCCUGUGAAGGGCAGCCGCUACGCUCCCAACCGUCGCCGUUUCCGCAGGUUCAUUCCUCGGCCCCGGCAGGCCCAACAGCAGCAGGAAGCUACCCGGACAGAAGGGGCCGCCGAGACGGUCAGCGAAGGGGAGAGGGCUGAUGAUAAUGUGCAGCAGCGCCCUCGGCGAAGGCGCCCUCCACCAUUUUUCUUCCGCCGGAGAUUUGUGCGGGGCCCUCGGGCUCAGGGCCAGCAGCAGCAGGUUCAGCCAGCAGACGGCACUGAAAGCACAGAUCCCAAAGAUGUCACCCAGCCUGAGGGAGACCAGCAGCAGCAAAUCCAGGCUGGGGAGAGAGCCCCAGCGCCUCGCUUCCGUCCCAGAUACCGCAGACCAUUCCGCCCCCGCCCACCACAGCAACCCACCACUGAAGGUGGCGAUGGAGAAACAAAAGCGGCACAGGCCCCAGCAGACGGCAUCCGUCCUGAGCCCCAGCGCCAGCGCAAUCGGCCUUAUUUCCAGCGCAGGCGCCAGCAAACGGCUGCAGCCCGCCAGACUGCAACUGAGGCUACCACAGCUGCCAAAGAGCCACCUGCUUCAAGCUCUGCCGCCGCUGGCGGAGACACCCCUGCCACUAGCACUCCUACAAUGGCUCAAGAAGCAGUGGUGGAAGCCAGCAAGCCAGCUUCCCCAGCCCAGGAGAACCCCUCCCAGCCACUGCCAGAAAUCCAGCAACAGCUUGUGGAUAUUUCAACACCUGAGCCUGGGGGAGAGCUGGCCCCAGCUGUACUGGCAUGAUGAAUCUGCACACCGUGAGGGGAUGCCAAGAGCUGUGAUCUGGUGUCCACAAUGUGCCUGCAAACCCAAGUUACCUCAUCCUGCACUUGAAGAGACCCCAAACUUCACCAGUACCCCCUUUGCUGCUGUUCAAGCCCUGAAUGUGUAAAGUUAAAAAAAUAACAAACCUGCGGGGGGAACUUGACCAAAAAAGAAAAGUCACUUUGCUUUAAAAUCCUUCUGAGGGGCUUGUCUUCCCCCUCCCACAGCUUUGCCAGUUUGAGAGAAAGAGACUGGUUGUUGAAUCUUCAGUUAAUUUUUUUCUCCCCCCCAUUGUUGAGGAACACUCUGUGUGAACCAUUGUGUGCAGUUUGGGCGUCAGUAAAAGAUUUGCACAGA